AUGCAUUCCAAGUUCGCCCUCCCCGCCGCCGCCACCCUCCUCCAGGCGGCCUCAGCCCAGAUCCUCUACGGCGCCGACGCCGGCUCGCUCUCCUCGGACACCUGGUCGUCCGUCAUCGAGUCCGCCAACUACACCGACUCACAGUCCGUCUCGGGCCGCGACCUCUCGGCCACGUACCCGGGCAGCGAGCAGGACGGCUGGAGCCUCAGCUUCGCCAUCAAGGACGGCGUCGCCGGCUCGGGCGAGACCAAGACCCCAGCGGGCGCCAUCUCCCUCAGCGGCCCCAGCGGCGACUUCGACGACAGCUGGCACCUCUGCCUGCACGUCUUUCCCGUCCGCGCCGCCAGCGCCGGCGGCGCCUGGUCGACCGACUUUGACGGCACCUGCUCCGGCUCCGUCGCGCCGGAGUGCGUCGACGACCUCAAGAAGAACGCCCUGUCCAACUUCGACAAGGACUGCAAGACGUGGUCGCUCACGGCCAGCUGCCUGCGCGACAUCCAGGACAACAGGCUCAACACGGCGGCCGUCUCCGUCACCGCCGAUAACCACCAGGACUUCAUUGGCAACGAGACCUCCUUCUACCGCGAGGUCUUCGCCGAAGAGAUCCUCACCGCCGCCCUGGAGCCCCGCGCCGUCGUGAGCGUCUGGGGCCGCAGCGCCGACUCGGGCGAGGAUCCCACCAUCCAGGUCACCUGCCUGAAGCCCGACACCGUCGCGUCCGGCAGCACGGAUCCCGCCGCGCCUGCUGAGGGCGCCGCCAGCGGCCUCAAGGCGCUGGCCAGCUGGGCCGUCCUCACCGCCGCCGUGGCCUUCCAGUUGCUGUAA
Messenger RNA from Clonostachys rhizophaga, 825 nucleotides. The record is from the annotation of a GenBank genome assembly. Lineage: Eukaryota; Fungi; Ascomycota; Sordariomycetes; Hypocreales; Bionectriaceae.